This is a messenger RNA of Pyrenophora tritici-repentis Pt-1C-BFP, 2052 nucleotides long. RefSeq names its product Fungal-trans multi-domain protein. NCBI's taxonomy places the organism in Eukaryota, Fungi, Ascomycota, Dothideomycetes, Pleosporales, Pleosporaceae. Gene Ontology annotation, cellular component: nucleus. Gene Ontology annotation, molecular function: zinc ion binding; RNA polymerase II cis-regulatory region sequence-specific DNA binding; DNA-binding transcription factor activity, RNA polymerase II-specific. The record is from RefSeq and is a predicted model, not a curated record. Gene Ontology annotation, biological process: positive regulation of transcription from RNA polymerase II promoter by galactose; DNA-templated transcription.
AUGCCCGAGCCGGAAGCACGAUCGGAAAAACGUCGCCGCAUUGAUCGCGUUACAGCAGCUUGUGAUCUUUGCAAAAAGAGAAAGGUCAAAUGCGAUGGAGAGCAACCAUGCGCGUAUUGCACACGGAAGGAUCGCGCGUCUACGUGUGUGUUUAGUGGUCCAACGCGCCUUCCUAAUGAGCAGCGCACACCUCGAUCCCGUGUUCCUUCAGUGGGCCGAACACCAAACCUUCGCGAAAAUAUCGAAGAGGAAGAUGGAAAUGGUACCUCGCUUUCUCCCACUUUAAGUAGAGAAGAUCAACAAGGAGAUACAGCAGUGCCUUUGGAAGGCCGCAUACUGCGUGACGCUCAGGGAAAACUCAUCUUUAUUGGCGACUGCGCUCCACUGUCCUUCUUGCAAACAGUAAGGCAUCUCAUCACGUCUGAAGUUGACUCAGGGGUUGCUGUCCAAGCUGCGCGAGACCCCAUCAUCGAAAUAACCCGACCGGAAUCUACAGAUCCACAGCAGUGUCCCUCGAUCGACCCAGAUGAAGUGGAUAUGCUAGUCAAGGAAUAUGUUACUGCCACUGGCGGCCUCGUUCAAUUGUUCCAACCCGAGGACUUGGCACCCGAGUUGAAGAGUUGGGCAAAUGGCCGUCGGUUAAGCUCAGAUGAUGCUGCAUCAGCCGUUUUCUAUCUUGUACUUUCUAUUGGCGCACAAGAGCAGUUCGAAGACAAGGCAGAAGCUUGGUUCAGACGUGCUCGGGACCUGCUCCUAAAGUACAUGUGUAGCAGCAUGAACGUUUCAACCGUUCAGGGGUUUACACUCGUCGCGGUCUUCAUGCUCAGAGCAUCACAGCCGAAUGGCGCGUAUUUAUACUUUUCUUUGGCUGCGCGUGCCGCGUAUGCGAUUGGUAUUCACCGAACAGAAGUUAACGCUUCUUUUGGUGGAAAUAUCAAAGUAGUGAGAGAUCGCAUCUGGAAAAGUCUACGAGUUGUGGAUCAGCUUAUAAGUAACGUUCUAGGUCGACCUCCUUCAACGUCCGAUGUUGAUUGCACCGUCAAAUAUAACGCCCCAGAAGAGCCGCUAGUCGACUUUAGCGCAAAUGUGCUGGAUGCUAGCGUUCAGAUCUUCAUGAUCAUCGAACGCGUAGUCGUCGAGGUGUAUUCUCGCAAGCGCAUAUCCUUACGGAUCGCCGAUUAUGUCUCGAGGCAGCUGAAGAACUGGGCGUCGAAAUGGCUACGAAAGCUUUCGGAUAUCACCAACAAGCAAGACGCCCGUGAGGCUGCAGUUGGUGCUUGUUCCACACUGUGCUCUUAUUACUACGGAAUCAUGUUACUUACCCGACCCUUCCUCAUAUACGAGCUAUACGAGUACAUAGGAACUUCUUUAAGAAGCGGGGGAACACAGGCUGACCAUCAGGAGAAGCGCAAGUAUGCAGACGCGGCACUCGAUGCUGCUGCGACACUCGUGGAUACUUUGCUGGUACUGAUCAAUGCAGACCAGUUGCCUCGCAAGAUGCCCCUGAUAGUAUCCUGGCUUUUUACUGCUACACUCGUUCUGACGGUGGGGAUCAUGGGCAACUCCGGCCUCACGUUAGAGGAUAGUUGCAAGGAUGCAAUUACCUGCAUGGACUAUUUUGGUAGGGUUGACCCUCACGCCCGUCAAUAUUCGCAGGUUGCCCAAUCUCUACUCAAGAUCACCACUGCGCAUGCAAAGAAAAGAGCACUGCACCUGCGCCGAAAACGAAAGGAAGCUUCCUCGGAGCUUUUUGGUUUAUUGUCAUCUGAUCAAGCUCUUAGAGCAUCUACGGCAAAUGGCGGCCAACUACGGCGGAGUUCUGAGACCUUAGGCACCCGGGACUCUGCCCAGCGCAACCUCCCCGCUUCGGCGUCACUUGAUUGGACUAUCUACGAUGCGGACUUUUUCGCCUUGCCGUGGGCGAAUGAAAACGACCAAGGCCUCCAAGAUUUCCUCCAGCCGGGCACCCAUAACCUUGAGGGCGCAUCAGUGGCCGACAUACCUCUGUUUCCCAUCUAUGACCAACAUACGGGGAGCGGCUUGUUCCCGUAG